This is a messenger RNA of Ascochyta rabiei, 246 nucleotides long. RefSeq lists its product as uncharacterized. NCBI's taxonomy places the organism in Eukaryota, Fungi, Ascomycota, Dothideomycetes, Pleosporales, Didymellaceae. The transcript has 2 exons. The coding region runs from base 1 to 246 and encodes 81 amino acids. The record is from RefSeq and is a predicted model, not a curated record.
AUGCGCGGCGCAAAGCUCGAACGCGACAACGUUGAAUGCGAGCUCACGAAGAUGAGCCAUCACGCGUUAUGCCCUUGUGUGCACAGUAUCAGUAAUCUCUUUCUUUUCAAAGCGAUCCAGAAGCCGGUUCCAAUUUUUGAUUUCAGCGCCUAUAUAUUCUCGACACCAACCCUUUGGGUGUUUCCGGGUCAUGUGUUAUGGUGCAGUACGUCGAUGAUGUAUGGCGAUGCGGUUCCGCAACAUUGA